Talpa occidentalis (Iberian mole) is the source of this 6262-nucleotide messenger RNA. It is a transcript of the gene TET2, whose product is annotated as tet methylcytosine dioxygenase 2. Gene Ontology annotation, biological process: myeloid cell differentiation; oxidative demethylation; positive regulation of transcription by RNA polymerase II. The record is from RefSeq and is a predicted model, not a curated record. Bases 363 to 6242 code for a protein of 1959 amino acids. Gene Ontology annotation, molecular function: DNA 5-methylcytosine dioxygenase activity. The transcript is spliced from 11 exons. Gene Ontology annotation, cellular component: nucleus. NCBI's taxonomy places the organism in Eukaryota, Metazoa, Chordata, Mammalia, Eulipotyphla, Talpidae.
ACGGUCCGGGUUCGUGUGGUACUUACCACUGUAAGCUGUGUGGACCCCGAGGGAGGCAGAGCUGCCAUGGCUCUGCCGUGCCCUCUCCAAAGCUUACAUAGUGUCACUGUGGCGCGUUUGGGAGUUUCGUUGCUCUGCGGAAAGAUCCCUUGACUCUAAAUCCAUCAACAGUCAAUGGAGCUGGCCAGCACUCGGCAGCAGCCCCGUCAAGAUUGCCCGCUGUCCCGGGUCGUGUUGAGUUGUGGUGCUGUGAGGCAGGAGAUGGGCUCAGCAGCAGCCGGCGGGCCAUGAGGAGCAGCGAGGGACAGAGCCGCUGAAUUCACUCCAAGGGCAGCCCUGUGGAUGGCCCCGAAGCAAGCCUGAUGGAACAGCACAGAACCAACCAUGUGGAGGGCAACAGACUGAGUCCCUUCCUGACGCCUUCGCCUUCGCCCGUCUGCCAGACCGAAGCCCUGGCGACCAGGCUCCAGAAUGGAAGCCCCUUUGCGGAGAGCCCUCAGCGGGAGGUGAACGGAGACACCCCAUGGCCGGCGUUCCCGGGCCAGCCCGGCAUCCCCCCUGCGAAGGGCAGCCAGCUCCGCCACGCGAGCCCUGACUUGCCAGCGGUGCGGGGGCUGCCCCGGUGCCUGCAGAACGGCGGGAUAAAGCGCACGGUCAGCGAGCCCUCGCUCUCCGGCCUCCACCAGAGCAAGAAGCUGAGGCCAGACCAGAAGGCGAAUGGAGAAAGCGCGAACUUCGGGGAAAGCCCAGGGAGAGGCGGCGGCGAGGGCGGCGGGCGCCCCUCCGCCUCGGCCCCGAGUGAUAGGCAGGCCCCCUGGGGGGGCGCCGGGCAAGACCUGGCGGGGCUCUGCGCCCUCGGCCACGGCGCCCCCCAGCAUCCCCUGCUGCAGGGGCCUGCCCAGCACGACAAGAGCCUCGUGGCCCUGCUCCAGAACAAGGCGGUGCUAAUGCCUAACGGUGCUACAGUUCCCGCCUCCUCCGUGGAGGACGCGCAAGGUGAACUCCUGGAGAAGACGCUGUCUCAAUAUUACCCAGAUUGUGUUUCCAUUGCGGUGCAGAAAACCCCAUCUCACAUCCAAGUCGUUCCCAGGCAGGCUCCUAGCGAGUUGUCCUGUGACCUCUCUCCCCCGUCACAUACCUCAGGGCCCGCCGGCUGCCCGCAGCCCGCCUGCCCACGGCUGCACCCCGAAUCCGCGGGGCUGGUGCCCCUGGCCGGCGAAGCCGAUGCCGGGGAUCCCGCGGCCACAACCAGGACCUGCCCCUUCGAGACAGCAAAACAACACGCAGCCGCUUUCCAGGUCUGCCCGUCUCCUGCAGAAAACGAGGACGCCCCAGCCGUUCCAGUGACCGCCAGGCCCGCGUUGGGGGGCGAGUUCCCCACAGGGACCGGCGGCAGCCUCAGCACGGCGAGGCGAUCUUCACAGCAACACGAAACGAAUGGUGCUUACUUCAAGGAGGACUCAGUGUUCACUAAGGAUUCCAUUUCUGCCUCCACCCCGCCACCACCUCCACCACCAAGGCUCCUUUCUCCCCCUGUGCCCCUUCCACAGGCUCCUCCGCUUCCUCCAGAAGCAAAACGCACGGAGAAGGAGGACGUUUCAGAGGGACACCCUCACUGCCCCAACCAAAGUAACGUGGUUCUCGUACAGGAAGUGAAGAGGGAGAGUCCCGCCGAGGCACCACUGCCUCAGGGCCCCCGUGUGCCCACCCCCUCUCGGAUGCUUCCAGAAAGGCUGCAAAAUAAUUGCGUCCCCAAGAGUGACUCCUGGGCCCCAGCCCAGAUGACUGCUUCGUCAUGUUCUGAGGAAACGGGACCCAGGUCAGAACAUGUCCAGCGUCACCCGGUGCCCGCUGAUGGCAGAGACCAGUCGCAGGCAGGAUGCACAGAGCAAGAUGAGCUGCAGGAUGGAGAGGAGGAGCGGCCUGGAGAUCGGGGCCUCCCAGCUCAGCCCUACCUGAAGCCAGGCUGGAUUGAACUGAAGGCCCCUCACUUUCACCCAGCAGAGUCCCACCCACAGGGUAGCGAGGCCUCCCUGCCUUCUGCCCUUCCCUACCAGUCCAUUCCCUCCCCUCAGGUCACCUCCAAACAAUACACUGGAAGUUCCAGCCUGCCCCGGGGGCUCCUGGUGCAUUCGAACACCCAGAGAAUCGUGGGGCCGGAGCACCAGCCUCAGAGGCACCCGGUGGAGAUGAAACAGGGGCAAUCUCAGGGUGCUGGGGACCAGCAGCUCCACCUUCCGAAAGCCCCGGUGCACUUUGCCAACUCAGACCCUUCACCUGAAGCUCAUGUGCAGUCACUGUGCACCCCCAGAUUUCAUUUUCAACAAAGACCAGAGCCCCAAAUGGACAAGCUCCCUGCCCCGACCUUCAAGCAGCACUUGCUUCCGCAGGCUUCAGAGACAGAGCUGUUCUCCAACUCACACUUUCUGCCGCACAAGCCUCAGAAGCAGGCGGCACAAAUACAACUGCCCCAGAAUUCACAUCUCUGUCAAAACCAGCAGCAGCAGCAAAAUUCACAGAUGAAGAAUAAGGAACAGAUGCCCCAGAGUUUUCCUUAUUCACAAGGCAACAACGACCAGCAAAGAGAUGGAGCUUUCUUUAGGCACGUGAAGGUGGAAGAGAGCUUUCGUGGUGAGCGUCAGUAUUCAAAAUCAAACGAGUUCCAGGCCCCACACACCCAGAUGGGACUGGAGCAAGCUCAGAGUUUGAAUAAUCGCAAUUCUCCCUACGGGCAGAUCCUGAAAUCAAAUGCCGACCAGGUUAAGAUUUCUUGUUCAAACAGUACGUACUCAGCUCCAGACCAUAAAGAACGGGGUAUCCCCUCUGAACUGUUUGCAGGACACAAGACCCAAAACUUGCAUCACAUGCAAUAUUUUCCAAAUAAUGUGACUUCCAAGCAAGAUGUUUCUAGGUGCUUUCAAGAAUCCGAGCAGAAGUCUUACCAGGCUUCUGCUCUACAGGCAUGCAAAGCUCGAAACCCAGAUGUGCCAGCCCAGCACAUCGCAUGGCACAGGGGCCUGGCACGGAGCCAAACAGAUGUUUUCCCUGUGCCCAACCCCGGGGGCAGUCACACACAGACCCCUCCCCACAAGGACAUUCAGAAGCACGCCGCUUUAAGGUGGCACCUCUUACAGAAGCAAGGGCAGCAGCAGCAGCCAGCACAGCCAUCCCAAACAGACUUUGGCCAGCAGCAGAUGCACAGGCCAAUUAAGGUGGAGCCCGGAUCCAAGCCCCAUGCCUGUAUGCACCCCACGUCCACACAGCCAGAAAACAACACGUGGAAAAAGAUAGCUAAGCAAGAGGUGCUGCCGCCACACUGUGAGACCGUGCAGCAGAGGAGCAGUCUGGAAGCAAUGGAGCAGCAUCUGAAGCAGUUGCAGGCCAGGUCUCUAUUUGACCACAAGGUGCCCACUCUCAAAUCACAGAAGCAAAUCAAAGUUGAAAUGUCGGGGCCAGUCACGGUUCUGACCCGACACACCUCUGCUGCCGACCUCCACAGCCGCACCCCGGCUUUAGAGCAGCAAGCAACUCCAUCUUUAGAAAAGACACCAACCAAAAGAACAGCUGGUUCUGUUCUCAAUCAUUUUUUAGAGUCACCUUCCAAAUUGCUAGAUACACCUAUAAAAAAUUUAUUGGAUACACCUGUCAAGACUCAGUAUGAUUUCCCAUCAUGCAGCUGUGUAGAGCAAAUUAUUGAAAAAGAUGAAGGUCCUUUUUAUACCCAUCUAGGAGCAGGUCCUAAUGUGGCAGCUAUUAGAGAAAUCAUGGAAGAAAGGUUUGGCCAGAAGGGAAAAGCUAUUAGGAUCGAAAGAGUCGUGUAUACUGGUAAAGAAGGCAAAAGCUCUCAGGGAUGUCCUAUUGCUAAAUGGGUGGUGCGCAGAAGCUGCAGUGAGGAGAAGCUGUUGUGCUUGGUGCGGGAGCGAGCAGGCCACGCAUGCGAGGCCGCCGUGAUCGUCGUCCUCAUCCUGGUGUGGGAAGGCAUCCCCCUGCCGCUGGCCGACCAGCUGUACUCAGAGCUCACGGAGACGCUGCGGAAGUCUGGCACCCACACCAACCGCCGCUGCGCCCUCAACGAAGAGAGAACCUGUGCCUGUCAGGGGCUGGACCCAGAGACCUGCGGUGCCUCCUUUUCUUUCGGUUGUUCGUGGAGCAUGUACUACAAUGGAUGUAAGUUUGCCAGAAGCAAGAUCCCAAGAAAAUUUAAGCUGCUUGGGGAUGACCCAAAAGAGGAGGAGAAACUGGAGGCUCAUUUACAAAACCUGUCCACUCUGAUGGCACCAACAUACAAGAAACUUGCACCUGAUGCCUAUAAUAACCAGAUCGAAUAUGAGCACAGAGCACUGGAGUGCCGGCUGGGGCUGAAGGAAGGCCGUCCCUUUUCAGGGGUCACCGCCUGCCUGGACUUCUGUGCCCACGCCCACAGGGACCUGCACAACAUGCAGAACGGUAGCACGCUGGUGUGCACCCUCACCAGAGAGGACAAUCGCGAGAUCCGAGGGACCCCGGAGGACGAGCAGCUCCACGUCCUGCCUCUCUACAAGGUCUCGGACGUGGACGAGUUCGGGAGCGCGGAGGCGCAGGAGGCGAAGAAGCGCAGCGGCGCCAUCCAGGUGCUCAGUUCUUUCCGGCGCAAAGUCCGGAUGUUGGCAGAACCGGUCAAGACCUGCCGCCAGCGGAAACUGGAAGCCAGGAAGGCUGCGGCUGAAAAGCUGUCGUCCCUGGAGAGCAGCAAGAGCGAGAAGGAGAAGUCGGCCGCGGCCCGGGCCAAGCCGCCGGACGGCGCCGGCCAGGCCAAGCAGUUGGCAGAGCUGUUGCGACUUUCGGGACCAGUCAUGCCGCCAGCCCAGCAGCCCCCGCAGCCGCCGCCCCAGCCCCAGCCGCCCCAGGAGCCCCCGCCCCCCGCGCAGCCGCACCCCUCCCUCCCGCGCACUCGCGAGCCCGCCGGCUCGUACCCCUCCCCGGGGCCCGCCGGCCUGUGCGUGAGACGGGCCGCCCCGGCGAGCCCCUACCCCGGCUCCGCGCACGCUGCGGAGCUGUAUGGGGGCGCCCCCCCCGGGGAGCUCUACCCCGCCGCGUCUCAGGCCCCGGGGCCCUAUUUGAGUUCGUCGAGCCCCAUGAACCCCUACCCCGGGCUCCUGACUCAGAACCGCCAGUACCCGGCCUACCCGUGCAACGGCGGCGUGUCGGUGGACGCCUGCGCGCAGUACCUGGGCGCCUACGCCGCCCCGCCCCAGCCCGUGGACCUCUACAGGUGCCCCGGCCCGGACGCCCUCGCCAAGCUCAGCCUCCCGCCCAUCCACACGCUCUACCAGCCGCGCUUCGCCGGCAGCCAGACCUUCCCCUCCAAGUACCUGGGGUACGGGCACGAGCGCCUGCCGGCCGACGCCUUCAGGGGCUGCGCGCUCAGGCCCGGCGCGCACGCCGUGGGGCCCUUCCCGCCCUACGCCGGCGCCGAGCUGGAGGGCCGCUUCGUGGGCGCCCCCUCCGGGCUGCCGCCCGGCUGGCGCCACCCCGGCCUGGACUACAAGAACGGGGAGCACCACCCCCCCGCCCACCUCCUCCACAACUACGCGCCCGGCGGCCUGUUCGGCGGCUCCCUGGGCGGCCUGCGCCUGCCGCGCCCCGAGAACGAGCUGCUGGCGCACGCCGCCCACGGGCUCUCCAAGCUGCUGGCCCCCGAGGGCCCGCCCAAGCCCCCGGAGGCGGGCCGGCCGGAGAAGCCGCCGCCCGCGGCCGAGGACAAGGACGACGUGUGGUCCGACAGCGAGCAGAGCUUCCUGGACCCCGACAUCGGCGGCGUGGCCGUGGCGCCCGCCCACGGCUCCAUCCUCAUCGAGUGCGCCAAGCGCGAGCUGCACGCCACCACCCCGCUCAAGAACCCCAACCGCAACCACCCCACGCGCAUCUCGCUGGUCUUCUACCAGCACAAGAGCAUGAACGAGCCCAAGCACGGCCUGGCGCUCUGGGAGGCCAAGAUGGCCGAGAAGGCCCGCGAGAAGGAGGAGGAGGGCGAGCGCCACGGGCCCGAGCACGCGCCCGCCCGCGGCCACGGCCACGGCCACGGCCACGGCCGCCGGCCCAAGCGCGAGCCCGCCGAGCCGCACGACGCCGCGCAGCCCACCUGCCUGCGCUUCAUCCGCUCGCUGGCCGAGAGGACCGUGUCGCUGACCACGCAGUCCACCGUGACCACGGCCCCCUACGCCUUCACGCGGGUCACCGGGCCCUACAGCAGGUACAUCUGACGCGCCCCGGGCACGCGGGG